Molecule: messenger RNA, 4555 nt
Organism: Oreochromis aureus
Lineage: Eukaryota; Metazoa; Chordata; Actinopteri; Cichliformes; Cichlidae
Product: protein mono-ADP-ribosyltransferase PARP14-like
Exons: 14
Coding region: 65-4243 (1392 amino acids)
Biological process (GO): negative regulation of gene expression
Cellular component (GO): nucleus; cytoplasm
Molecular function (GO): transcription corepressor activity; NAD+ poly-ADP-ribosyltransferase activity
Source: RefSeq, a predicted model, not a curated record
GGGUGGCACAAACAAAUGUCAGACGGGAUUAAAGUUCUCAUGUUAGUGUAGAAUUGCAGAUAAAAUGGAUGAAUAUCCGUAUCCACUGUUUUUUGAAGCCACUGACUUCACAGACAAAGAGAAGGAGAAAGUGAGGAGAUACUUUCAGAAAAGGCGAGACUCCGGGGGUGGCGACUGCGGAAAUCUUGAAAAACUAGGAGGAAAUGUUUAUAAAAUCUGUUUCAAGGAAAAAGAAGAUCAAGAAAGAGUUUUGCAGAGGAAGUGUCACACCAUCACUCUUCCUAGUGGAGAAGUGCGGCUGACCGUGAGCCGGACAAGUUCACCACAGACCUCUGACCAGCCAUCGACAAGCCAAUCACUGAGCUCUACAAACCCAAACAUAAAAAAUCUUAAGAAGACUUUCAGGAUAGAUGUUUUCCUGCUGUAUUUCCUGAGAGACAACUGUAAAGCAUACAAAUUUUUUGAAAAACAACUGUCGUCAAUCGGCUGCACAGUGGAGCUAAAUUUCGAUGAAGAGGAGGUUUUGGUUAGAGGGGAGGUUGACAAGGGGCCAGGAGGAGGUUUUGGUGGUGCUGCAGAGAAAUGGGAGUGUCAAGUGGAUCGGGUCUUCAUCCGGCUCACCGAGACCUACCUCUGCUAUCAUGUGCUUGAGCCAAAACAGAUGAAACUGGUACUGCAGGACCCGUCCUUUAAGACAGAUGAUAUAAAAGUUUACAUAGAGAGUGGCUAUCCUGUGGUUGUGGGAGAGGCUGAUGCCAUGAAGGAGAAGAUUGCAAUUCUUGAAAAACGCCGACCCACCAAAAAGGAAGUGCCAAUUGUGGAGAAGAAGUUCAAGCUCGUAGAAGAAGAGUUCAAUCGAGAAAUGCGUGCUAAUUGUCCAGAGGUUACAAUCAUCAGAGGUAGUGCCAUGAUCACUUUGGAGGGCCCUGACAAACAGGUGCAGUCAGGAGCUGCAAAACUGGAUGAACUGAUUAAGAAUGUAAAGGAGAAGAGAGUUAAGUUCCCUACAGCUCUGCUAACCUUCAUGAAGACCAGUGAUGCCAUCCCAAAAUACCAAACUCGCUUCCAGCAGAGCCUCAGAAACCCUGUUUUCUUUGAGGUGGGUUCAGAUCUGGUUCUGUCCAGUUUGUCCUCUGAUGCUCUGAAUGAGGCUGAAGCAGCUGUAAUGAGAGACCUUAAAGUGACCACUGUGCAGCUGCAGGGUGCAAUAGAUCUUAACAGGUUGAAAGAAAUUCUGACGAAAGCCAAAAACGAGGCAAACAGUAGAGAGCUCAGAGUGGACGUCAGCUACAUGCCAGGCGCCAGUGGAACCUCAACGACCAAAGUCCAACUGGUGGGCUACAGUGAAGAUGUGGCCAAGCUCAAUGAAGUUCUUCAUGACUUCCAGUUGAAUCAACUUUCAACUCAAGAAACCAUCAAUCUGCUUCAUCCUGAAAUAGUCAACUGUAUUGAUAAAAUCCUAGACUUGAUUGGCAUGAAGCAGACCAAGGUGACCUUACAAGCCUCACAUUUUCCAAAUCCUUGUGUGAUUGUGUCUGGUCCUCGAUGUCAUGUUCAGGAGGCCAAGGAGGCCCUAACGUCAACUCUAGCCAGUCUUAUAGUAGACACUUUGACUCUAGAUGGACCAGGGGCUCAGCAGUACUUCCAGGAAGAGGGUAAAGUGACUAAGGAGCUGAUAGAGGGUUCCUGUCACGUCAUUAUCCGAGAGAAGCAAACUGCAGCCACCCCAAAUGUGCAAAGACCACGAAACACCAGCAGACUCAGCGAUACACCUAGAUCUCUCAGCUACAGCAGCAGCAUGUACAGCACAGUUGGAAACUCUGCAAUCAACAGAACAAACCUGAAGAUCAAACUCAGCAGUUUAGAAAAUGAACAGGCAGAUGUUCUGGUGGUCCCCAUGCUCAACAAACAGCUGACUUCUACAAAUAUUGGCAACAGUUUGUUGGCUAAAGCUGGAAAUACAUUACAGUUAAAGUUUGAUUUAGUCUUAGCCAGUUGUGCCCUCACCCCUGGAGAUGUUCAGCUGGUUGAUGCACCUCCAUCUCUGGGCUGCUCCAAGAUUUUCUUCAUUGAAUGCUUGCCUUGGGACGGAGUAAGAGGAAAGAGUGUUCAGGCUCUUGGUAACGGUCUGAAGAGGUGUCUGGAGCUUUGUGUACAGCUGAAUUUGUGUUCAGUGGCCAUUCCAAUCAUUGGGCCAGGAAUUGUUUUAAAAUACCCGCUGAGAGAAGCCAUUCAAGUGUUGACGGACAUCAUUCACCAGUUUGGAUUAUCUGCGUCCUCUGGCUCUCUUACAAACAUCCACACUGUCAUUAAACCUGGUUACCCUGAUUCUGAGGCGUGCUACCACGAUGUCUACAAACAGCUCAGCUUAAAUAUGAACCAGGGAGGCCAAGCAAUCUUCAGGUCCCUCACCAGCGACCUAGAUGACAUCAUCAUAACAAUCGGAACUGGAGUUAAACUACGUGUGGUGUUCGGUGACAUCACUAAUGAGACUACAGAUGCUGUGGUGAACACAACAGACUUCCAAAAUUUUAAUCUUGAUGGGGUAUGCAAAGACAUCUUAACUGUAGCUGGACCACAGGUGGAAGCUAAACUGAAAGCAGCAAAAGUGAAUCGAGGAGAAAUUGUAGUGACCCAGUCUGGAAACUUCCCCUGUAAGGCUAUUUUUCAUGUAUGUGGAGAAAAGGAUCAAGCUCUUGUUGAACAACUUGUGUGUGAUAUCAUUUACUAUUGUGAAUCGUAUAAAUACACUUCAGUGGCAAUUCCUGCCAUCUGUGCUGGAGCUGGAGGUUUGGAUCCUGCGAUUGUAGCAGGAGCCAUUCUUCAAGGGAUCAAGUCAUCUGCAUCAUCAAUGAACAGCCUCACCGACAUCCGUCUCAUCCUGAUUAAGAUCAAUGUCUUCUUGGCUUUUAAAGAGAAAGCGAUGCAGAUGUAUUCCUCAGCUGUCAUCAACAGAGUACUUCCAGUACUUCCAGUGCGUCCAGUACUUCCAGUACUUCCAGUGCUUCCAGUACUUCCAGUACUUCCAGUACUUCCAGUUCAAGUACAGCAACAGCCUCCUCCUUCUGUGAGUGCAUACCUCAGCAGUCUCCAAAUCAGCUCCACAAGUCAGCAGUCUGUCUUCACGUUCCUGGGUCUUUCCAAAAAGGACGUUGACGAUGCCAUGGGAAAGCUGAAGCAUCAAUAUCAGACACAGUGCUCCAGUAACACCUUCUCAAAGGAGGAACUGGAACCCCUCAGCCAGGAUGACAUGACAGAGCUGAAGGAGCUGGUGGAGUCUGAGGGUUUAUUCAUGCAAACUGAUCAGUCUGGCACCCUAACAGUGAGCGGGUUGAAAGACGGGGUCACCCGGGUGAUGCAGAAAAUGAGUCAGUGUCAGUACAUGAGCCUUGCUAAUGAGGUGAGAGUCAGGGAGGAGGAGGAUUUGUACCUCCGAGUCGUUUGGUGCAUCCUGGCACAUAACGGUAACUGGGAAAGACUUCCCAGAGCAGCCAACCACCAACUGGAAAACAACGAAUUAACAAAAGGAAUAAAAGACGCACAGGGACUCAUAUGGGAGGUUAACCUACUGACAAUGGUGGCCACACGAUCACUGAACAGACAGACGACGAAGCUGAAACGACUUGAGAAUCUCCCAGACUUUACUUACCCUUUAUACUGGGACAGGAUGGCUGCCAAUGAGAGUAUGAAGGUUGUUACACUGGAGUCUUCCUCUGCAGAGUACCGGGCAGUGAAGGAGGCCUUCAAACGAACCGUUGCCAAAACUGUGAUGAAGAUUGAGCGUUUGCAGAACGUUCACCUGCGGCGCACCUAUGAAGCCCAGAAGAAGCACAUUUCUGAUAAGAACACACGGGAGGGAGGAGCAGGGGAGAAGCUUCUGUACCACGGGACGACCCGGGAAAACUGCAACUCCAUAAUGAAAACUGGAUUCAACAGGAGCUUUGCUGGGCAAAAUGCAACUGCAUACGGUAUCGGGACCUACUUUGCUGUAGAUGCCAGCUACUCGGCUCAACCCACCUACUCCAAGCCAGCUGCUGAUGGUUCUCAGUUAAUGUUCGUCGCACGAGUCCUCACAGGCGUCUACACUCAGGGCCAAGCUACCAUGAAGGUGCCUCCACCUCGAAACCCCCAGCAGUCUCAUGACCGUUACGACAGUGUGGUAGACAGAAUAAAUAACCCCAGCAUGUAUGUUGUAUUUCAUGACAACCAAGCGUACCCUGACUACCUCAUCACAUUCAAGUGAGAGUAAAGGAAAAGUUUUUACCAUUGUUUAUAAAUGAAAGUGUCUGAAAAAUCAAUUAGGACUAAUAUAAAAGUUACAUAUGGAAUUGUCACUGUCACCGACCUAGCUGAACAGUAGCUGCUUCUAAUGAAAUUAAAAGUUACAUAUAUGUACAUAAACACUGGAAACAUAUUACACAAUUAUGCAGGUUUUAAUCUUUUAUUUGGUUGAUCUUCUUUCAUCUUCACCUUGCCAAGUGUAAAGUGCUUUGAAUACAUCUAUUUAAUCUGAGAACAUGUCACAAUACCUAAUAAAGAUUUACUUACUGACAAA